This is a messenger RNA of Astyanax mexicanus (Mexican tetra), 2737 nucleotides long. RefSeq names its product myotubularin related protein 6 (gene mtmr6). Gene Ontology annotation, biological process: dephosphorylation. The transcript is spliced from 14 exons. The coding region runs from base 222 to 2153 and encodes 643 amino acids. The record is from RefSeq and is a predicted model, not a curated record. NCBI's taxonomy places the organism in Eukaryota, Metazoa, Chordata, Actinopteri, Characiformes, Acestrorhamphidae. Gene Ontology annotation, molecular function: phosphatidylinositol-3,5-bisphosphate phosphatase activity. Gene Ontology annotation, cellular component: nuclear envelope.
GGAGACACGCCCCGAAGAGGAAGUUGCAGGUCAGAAAGCAGAAACAGGAGGGUGAUCAACAUUAGGAUCAGUGAGCGGAGAGGAUGGUGAACUGGGUGUGAGAGAUUUUGCACCAGGCAGCUUUUUAUUGCUUAUUUUUUCAUGUGUGAGCUGUCACCCGCUCACAGCCCGCUUCUGCUUUCCUGCUCGAUCGCUGAGCACAGCGCUGCUGCAGCGGCCUUAUGGAGCACAUCCGAACACCAAAGGUAGAGCAGGUGAAGCUGCUGGACCGCUUCAGCAACAAGUCCACCACAGGAACUCUUCACCUGACCGCCACUCAUCUGAUCUUUGUGGAGAGUAAUGCCACUAGUUCUCAAGAAGUAUGGAUCCUUCAUCACCACAUAGCAUCUGUGGAGAAGCUCUCUCUGACCACCAGCGGCUGCCCGCUGCUCAUACAGUGCAGGAACUUCAGGGUGGUUCACUUUGUGGUCCCGCGUGAGCGAGACUGCCACGACGUCUACAGCUCACUGCUGCGGCUGCUUCGACCAGUUUCUUAUGAUGAGCUGUAUGCCUUCUCCUACAACCCGAAACAGAAUGAGCAGCAGAGAGAAGAGGGCUGGCAGCUCAUUGACCUCGGGGCAGAGUUUGAACGUAUGGGUGUGCCAUGUGAUCAGUGGCAGCUAACAGACGUCAACAGAGACUAUAAGGUGUGUGAGACAUAUCCCAGAGACCUGUACGUCCCCAUCACGGCCAGUAAGCCCAUCAUUGUUGGAAGUUCUAAGUUCAGGAGCAAAGGCCGCUUCCCUGUCCUGACCUAUUUUUACCAGGAAAAGAAGGCUGCAGUGUGUCGAUGCAGUCAGCCUCUCUCAGGCUUCAGUGCUCGCUGUCUGGAGGAUGAGCACAUGCUGCAGGCCAUUAGCAAAGCCAACCACAACAACCGAUAUGUUUACGUCAUGGACACGAGGCCUAAGUUGAAUGCACUCGCGAAUCGGGCCGCAGGGAAGGGCUAUGAGAACGAAGACAAUUACUCCAACAUCCGCUUCCAGUUUGUGGGCAUCGAGAACAUCCAUGUCAUGAGAGCCAGUUUACAGAAGCUUCUGGAAGUGGUGGGCACUCGCUCUCUAUCCGUUACAGAUUACCUGGAAGGACUGGAAAACAGUGGCUGGUUGCGCCACAUCAAGGCUAUCGUUGAUGCUGCCAUUUUCCUUACAAAGGCAGUGACGUUGGAGGGGGCCAGCGUGCUGGUUCACUGCUCAGACGGCUGGGAUCGCACCGCCCAGGUCUGCUCACUGGGAGCCCUGCUGAUGGACCCCUACUAUCGCACUAUCAAAGGCUUCAUGGUACUUAUUGAGAAAGACUGGAUCGCCUUUGGGCACAAGUUUGCAGACAGGUGUGACCAGUUGGACGGGGAUCCGAAGGAGGUGUCUCCUAUUUUCACGCAGUUUCUGGAGAGCGUGUGGCAGUUAACAGAGCAGUUCCCACAAGCCUUCCAGUUCAGCGAGUGGUUCCUCAUUCAGAUUCACGAGCAUGUUCACUCCUGUCAGUUUGGCAACUUCCUGGGUAACAGCCAAAGACAAAGGGAAGAGCUCCAGUUGAAGGAGCGGACGCACUCUCUUUGGGCUCAUCUAAUAAGCGAGCAGCAGAAUUAUCUCAACCCACUCUACAGCCCCAGCUUUGCAGAGUCACAUCCUGUUCUGGAGCCCUCUACACAGGCCUGGCACUUCAAGUUUUGGAGGAACAUGUACCAUCAGUUUGAUCGCUCCAUGCACCCACGCCAGUCCCUACUCAAACAGACUCUGAUGCUGAAAGAGAACCGCAAGGAGCUGGAGAACACAGUGCGAGCUCUGCAGGCGAAGCUGCAGAAGUUUGGGGUGAGCACUUCUCCACUGGAGCUCCACACUCAGCCGAAAGAGCGCAGCCUCCCUCCCCGGCCCCAGUCCCUCAUCCUGGGGGCGCCCCUCAGCCGUAAGGAGACGCAGCAGGAGGAGGAGGAGGAGGCGGUGUUUGGUGAGGAGGCGCGGGAGGACGCUCCGGUCGGUAGUGGCGGAGAGCGGACUGUAGAGGGCAGCAGUGCCACAGAGAAUGGCUAUGGAGAGAUCCAGGGCUCAUUCGGCUCAAAGAGCGAGCCGGCUAUAGUCAGUCUGGAGUUUGGAGUGGCGCGGAUGACCUGCUGAGGAGCUGUGGAAUAUCAAAGGAAUGUAGAAAGACUUUAAAAUAUCGAGAUUUGUAUAUCCCUCAGGCUCGGUGUUGAGAGACAAAUGAAGGGGUGUGUGUGUGAGUGUGUGUGAGUGUGUGUGAGUGUGUGUGAGUGUGUGUGAGUGUGUGUGAGUGUGUGUGAGUGUGUGUGAGUGAGUGUGUGAGUGUGUGUGAGUGAGUGUGUGUGAGUGUGUGUGAGUGAGUGUGUGUGUGAGUGAGUGUGUGUGUGUGUGAGUGAGUGUGUGUGUGUGAGUGAGUGUGUGAGUGUGUGAGUGUGUGAGUGUGUGAGUGUGUGAGUGUGUGAGUGUGUGAGUGUGUGAGUGUGUGAGUGUGUGCCUUCACUUGAAGGCCUUGAUGAUGACCUCCACAUGUAAAGUAGGUGGAUGAAAGAGUGAAUGGAAAAGGAUGCAUUCUGUAAUGUAAAUCCGCUAUAAAUAAGAAAAAAAAACAUCUGUCAUUGUCUUGAACGAGAGAAGCUUUUGUUUUAUAAAGAAUGUUAAUAGCACUAAAAGAAAAAUAUUAAAUGUUUAAUCGAAGAGAGGACAGAAUCUCUCCAACCAGA